Molecule: messenger RNA, 2360 nt
Organism: Puccinia graminis f. sp. tritici CRL 75-36-700-3
Lineage: Eukaryota; Fungi; Basidiomycota; Pucciniomycetes; Pucciniales; Pucciniaceae
Exons: 2
Coding region: 498-1664 (388 amino acids)
Source: RefSeq, a predicted model, not a curated record
AUAAACCCCGGGGCUGAGGGCACAAAGGGGCACAACUCAGUCAACACUUUCUUUAAAGGAUGUAUGAUGCCUUUUUAGUAGUUCUUCUCUUGGCGCUGCAGGGUUCAUACUUUUUUUGUGAGCCGACACUCAUCUCUCCACGAUCAUCAAGGAAGCCUACAUACAUACAUAAAUAUCAUCUUUCUUCGACCCAACUUCUUGCAAAAGCAUCACCAGUGCAGAUUCAUAAUUCACCAUCACCAGCUAUCCCGGCCCGCCCCUGAAUAUCGACGGAAGCAUUGGGACUGACAACUCCGGCCUCCUCUGGUCCACAUUAUUCCAGCGCGCUUUCACCAGAUCAAUCUCUCGUCGGCCCGAUCGUGCAAAUCAAUCAUACCCGGCCAGCACCACAUCGAUCAGGGUGCAUUCCGAAGUGGUCCAGUCCGACUCCCAAUUCGACGAAACCCCAGGCGAUCUGAGUCAGUCUGAUCGUAAAUAGCUAUCUAGCUGCACUGAAGAUGAUGCUCAGCAUCCGAUCAUCCUCAUCGUCCGACUCACCUCCACUCCAUCCACUCCAGUCCGGCCAGCUUAGCCAUCAUCAUCAUCUCCCGCCACUCCAUCGAUCCCAGUCCGGUCGAUCUGCUUCCAAGACCCCACCCAUGCCCAUCCACCCCACCGAGCAUCCACCCCCUCGAACUAUCUUCCAAUGCAAUCUUAAUCAGCCACUCUUCAUGCACUAUCUGCCCAAGCCUGCUCACCAUCGCUCGAUCAUCUCCCAGCCUCAUCCCUCAUCAUCCAUCCCCAAGCCACCUCCACCAAGCUUCCUCUCUACUCACUCAUCCUCACUCACCGUUCUGCUGUUCGAUCGACUCUCCGCCGACCAUCGAGCAACCAAGCCGCACUUCAACAGCCCCAACUCAAUCAAUCUGGCUAGCCGCUCUCUGCUUCUCUACCUCCAGAAAUUCAUCAUGAUUCCCCAGCCAACUCAAGAUCAGCUCCUGCUGCGUUCCUUCCUGGCCGAUAUUGCCAAGUCAUGCUACUGGUCGAGCUUGAUCCGACCCCUCAUCUUCCUCGUCAUCAGCUACCAACCCACCCUUCGUCCCUCCGAUCGCCCUUUGCCCAAGCUCCUCAAUCCGCCCAAGCUCCCCGAGUCAUCCAGUCCUCCUGCUAAGUUACCCCUACGCUUAGCCGCACCACCCGCUCCCAAGAGAUUCCGAGCAGCCAGAGGUUUCAAGUGUUCACCCCUCGUCGAUCCCGACCCAUCUAUCCUUCAUCAGCACCAACCUUCGUCAUUUCAUCUCGCACGCUCCACCGCUUCUCGGACCAUCCCCCAAUCAGCCCUCUUCAUCCCUCCGUCUCGCAAAGUCAUCAGCCAACUCGAGAUACACCGACUCUCAGCCCGAGCCCAGAGUCGAAUGCAACGCUCCCCGUACUGUCCAGCCGAAGACAGUUUAGAUGGAGAUCAGCGUCACCAGCGCUACUAUCUUGUCAACGCCUAUCGUGAAAAACUCUUAUUACUCUAUGAACCGUCCGAUACACCACUCCAUCCACCCGUACGCCAGCAGUUCGAACUCGGUAGCGACGAUGACGAGGAUGAGCACGAGCACGGCUGCAAUGACGAUGAUGAUGGUUUAGAACCAUUGGAAGACCUGCUCGAUUGGGACUCCAGCACUCGUCAGAAUUGAAUCUUUUUCCUGGUCAAUCAGAUGGCCCUUCAAUCAGCCAGACUAUCAAUCUCGCCUUGCUUCAGCCCCAAGUUUCUCCUCAACCUGCCCUCUUUGGAUCGUUCGAGUACCUCAUCAAAGCCGCAUCAGUCAGUAAGCUGGCAGAACUGAUUAUCAAUCUGUCCGCCUCCCUGGCAAGUAUUUGCUACAACCAAUUGGCUAAGCUCUUGGUUUUUGGCCUGUUAUAGGGAUUCGCCGUCUGAUUGCUGUCAUUUCAUUGCUCGCAGGAACUAGCUCUUGUUCCCGGACGACAGCUUAUUCGAGGUUUUCUUCUAAAUAUUUCCACAUUUUACUUCAUUAUCAGUAGUAGUUUUUCAUCCUCUCUUCUUUGUUUUUAUCUUGCGUCCCCAUCCCUCAAAAGUACACAGUCAUCCCCCAUUUUUUUUCCUUUUUUUCGCUAUUGCUAUUCGAGUUUCUGCAAUCCGUGAUUGUGUCUUUUACCAUUAUUAUAUCUUUAUUAUUCACGCUACUACGAUUCAGGCUGCGCUGCAACUUAUUCAUUAUGAUUCUACUUUGACGCUUGGGUGAAUGUUGAAUACACGAUUUUAUUUGUAAUCAUUAUUAAUCAUGACCUCUGAUGUCCUGCAACAAUAGUCCCAUACAAACAUGUCUGGCUAUGGACACAUCAUCUUUGGCAAGUUCCACAAACCAGCAAAG